AUGCUGCUUGAACCAGAACACCGCGACCAUCUCGGCGCGUUCCUGAAAGCGCCCAAGUCCGGCAAGAAGUGCUGGGUUGGCUUCUUCAGCUGCCCGCAGAGCAACUGGGUUGGGACUGGAAACGCAUACAAGAGUGCCGACUGGCACUGCUUCGCGGUGCUGAUAAUCUCGGACGAGCGCUGCGGCAAACAACUGCUGCUGUACGACAACGAUGUCAAGGCGGGCGUGACAACGAGCUCCCGCAUCUCGGCUGUGAUCUGGGGCCUGCAGAAGAAUCUCUGGACGGCUGUGCAGAAGAUGGGACGCUUCACGCUUUGGUACUCGACGGACCAGAGCAAAGCCGGAACCAACAAAUGUCUACGAUAUUCCCUUGAACAGGUUCAUCGGUGGUCUGAGCUGAAGGACGAAACCCUCCAGACUAAGAGAGACCUCCGCCUAACGUGA
This is a messenger RNA of Colletotrichum destructivum, 444 nucleotides long. RefSeq lists its product as uncharacterized. The coding region runs from base 1 to 444 and encodes 147 amino acids. NCBI's taxonomy places the organism in Eukaryota, Fungi, Ascomycota, Sordariomycetes, Glomerellales, Glomerellaceae. The record is from RefSeq and is a predicted model, not a curated record. The transcript has a single exon.